AAUGUGGUUCCCAAAUGUGGUGCCAAUUUCACGGUCGUUCAAUAACUACCAUUCUAGCCUUAUAUGGAAGAUGGAUAAAGUUGUAAAGUUGGUUUAAGAGAUCUCUUCUUUUCUUUUUGCCUGUUUUCAGUCUAUUUUACGAUAAUGGAGGAAGCAUCGUUGGAAACUGUUGCAGCAGAUGAUACUUCAAACGAACCCCACGCUAGAUUACUCUAUGAACAAGUACAUACUCCACUGAAAUUGUCCUACGAAGUGGAUACCUGUGAAGGUUGUGUUGCCAUGGGAAAACAGAUUUCAUUGUUAAGAUGUGAGAUGGAAGAAUUGAAGAAGAAAUUCGAAAUCACCGAAAAACGACUUGAGAAAGCGGAGUUUGAACGCAGUACAUCCGUGAAGUAUGUUGACUCUGUUCGUGAGCAAAUAAGACAACUUCACGAGAAACUUACGGUGGAAAAGACAAGAAAUGAAGAUCUUGAAAAAAUGAUUCUGGAUCAUAAAGCAGAAACGAGAACAGAUGUUGUCAAAGGAUCUGAUGUUACAACCAGCACCAAUCAAACUGAUGUGGAGAAGGAAAUUGCUACUUCAAUAAGAGAAGCAGCGAAGGAUAUCGCUACCUCGAUAAGGGAAGCGGCUCAACAGGCAACGACUAGUCAUGGAUUUGUAUAUGAUGAGAAAUCUGGAUUGUACUAUGACUACAACACUGGAUAUUACUACAACCCGAAUUCUCGUCUGUACUACGACUACCGCACGGGCGUGUACUAUACUUACAACCAAGAAAAAAAGUCGUACGAAUUUUAUUCCCAAGUGACGUUAAACACAGCUACGAACAUGUCGACUGAUAAUCAAAGUUGGACUGAUUCAGUCUCGUGUGCAGAAAAAACAGAUUGUGAACAGCGUUAUGUGUUGAACAUAGCAGAUACAACCACGAUUGAUAUGGUGGAGACUGGUAGCGAGGAUGGAGAGAUCAUUGAAGUUAACGUGUCCGAAAUCGAUACGAAAGACGAUGAUGAUGAGGUUGAUAUAGUCAAAGAUGAAUACCCGCCAUGUAUUCGGGGCAUUGUUUUGAAAUCCAACAGUUGCGUUGUUGGUGAUUUGAUUAUAAUCACCUGCAUGGGCAUAACAUUUGGACGCUCUGAAGGGGGUAGCAAAUUCAUGAAGCUUUCCGAUAUCGAAGUUAGUAAGGAGCAUGCUAAGGUUGAUUAUAACCAUGAAGCAAAGAGGUAUUUUGUAAAAGACCUUGGGAGUCAAAACGGAACAUACAUCAAUGGCAACAGAAUCAGCGAGUGCAAGAAAGAGAGCGAGGGAGUUGAAAUGAAUCAUGGAGAUCAUUUAAAAAUUGGUUCAACUACAUUUCUUGUUCACAUACAUCAGGGAAAUGAAACAUGCGAUGAUUGCGAGCCAGGCCAGGUUAUGGCCCAACUUAAGGCCAAAGAAUCCGAGGAUGAAGUCUUAAUCACCCGAAUUGUUUCAUCAGUUGAGAUUGAAAAUCCAGAAGCUAAGAGAAAAAAGGAACUGAAGAGACUAAAGAAACGAUAUAUGCUAGAGAACAGUGAACAUGAAGUCAAUUUUGAGAUCGCAUCCAAUACUCGUGGAAAGUAUAAAGACAGAGCUGAGACAAGGAGGCAGAAAGUUGGUAGUGAAACUCCUGACAGCAAUAUUACUGAAUCGCCUUCUUCAAUUUUACAGCCAAUUGAAGCCGAGAACAAGGGAAGAAUGAUGUUGAAGAAAAUGGGCUGGGUAGAUGGAAAGGGACUGGGAAAAAAAGAGACUGGCAUAAAGGAACCUGUGUUGGCCACGAUGCGUGAAGCUGGUCGUGGCUUGGGUUAUGGUCCUGUCAAGUCUAUCCACAUGCCUCAUAGCGAGAAAAUUUUUCAAAUGAACAAAAUGCAGGACAGGUACAAAUCUAUUAGUGGAGGUCACCAACCCAUGUCCUCACAGCAAGGAUCGAUAAAUAUGGACUGGAAAAAGAGAAUUUUCAAACCUAAGACUGUUGACAUCUUUGCUGAUGAUGACAGGUGAAAGUAAUGGUAACACUCUCAAUUAUUGUGAAUAGUUCUCAUGCGAAUGUCAAAGGAAUGUAAACAUAAACAAGAUUUUGUUGUACAAGCGAUGUCAUAGUUACGAACCAUUGAAACCGUAGGAUCAAGAAAUUGGUCUUUGACAAUUGUUAUUGUUGUGCUCGUGGCAAUCCUUAAAAAGACUAACUCAAACUA
Molecule: messenger RNA, 2210 nt
Organism: Xenia sp. Carnegie-2017
Lineage: Eukaryota; Metazoa; Cnidaria; Anthozoa; Malacalcyonacea; Xeniidae
Product: angiogenic factor with G patch and FHA domains 1-like
Exons: 15
Coding region: 145-2016 (623 amino acids)
Molecular function (GO): protein binding; nucleic acid binding
Source: RefSeq, a predicted model, not a curated record